Messenger RNA from Racocetra persica, 182 nucleotides. NCBI's taxonomy places the organism in Eukaryota, Fungi, Glomeromycota, Glomeromycetes, Diversisporales, Gigasporaceae. The record is from the annotation of a GenBank genome assembly.
AACUUGAAGUUAGACAAGAAAGUUCUAACAUUGCAAAAUUAGAAACUAGUAAUAAAAAUGAAGAAAGGAUUGCUAUAGAUGACUCAGAAUCAAAAGAAAGCAUCAAAGAAGAAAGUGCUAAAAAAGCAGAAAAGUUGUUUUUAGAAAUAGAGGAAAUAGAAGUUUCAUCUAAUAAAUUAUUG